Messenger RNA from Pistacia vera, 2448 nucleotides. Its product is annotated as probable inactive leucine-rich repeat receptor-like protein kinase At3g03770. The record is from RefSeq and is a predicted model, not a curated record. The coding region runs from base 1 to 2301 and encodes 766 amino acids. The transcript has 7 exons. Gene Ontology annotation, molecular function: receptor serine/threonine kinase binding; ATP binding; protein kinase activity. NCBI's taxonomy places the organism in Eukaryota, Viridiplantae, Streptophyta, Magnoliopsida, Sapindales, Anacardiaceae. Gene Ontology annotation, biological process: protein phosphorylation.
AUGGGAUACUUCUACAUGUUUCUGCUACUGUUUGUUUCAUGGGUUCUCUUCAUACCGAGCACCCAUCAGUUGCAAACCUCUCAGGCUCAAGUUUUACUUCAGUUAAGAAAGCAUUUAGAGUACCCUUCACCACUAGAAAUUUGGGAAAAUUAUAAUGGAGACCUUUGUAGUGUGAUUUCAACUGCACAUAUGAGCAUUUCUUGUCAAGAUAAUUCUGUCACUGAGCUUAAAAUCAUGGGAGAUAAGCUAGUAAAGGUUGCUGAGUUUAGAGGAUAUCCAAUCCCCAACCAAACUUUGUCUCUAGGUUUCUCCAUUGAUUCUUUUAUUACCACAUUGACAAGGUUAACAAGUCUAAGGGUUCUCACCUUAGUGUCUUUGGGGAUUUGGGGACCACUCCCUGAUAAGAUUCAUCGGCUAUCUUCACUUGAAGUUUUGGAUUUGAGCUCAAAUUUUAUGUUUGGUUCUAUCCCAUCUGGGAUUUCUAGAUUGGUUAAGCUGCAAACUUUGACACUGGAUGGGAACUAUUUCAAUGAAACUGUUCCUGAUUGGUGGAAUUCCUUAUCAAACCUCACUGCUUUGUCCUUGAAGAGUAAUCAAUUGAAGGGUCAGUUUCCUUCUUCAAUUUGUAGAAUGACUACUGUGACUGAUAUUGCCAUGUCUCACAAUCAGCUUUCCGGUAAAUUGCCUGAUAUGAGUGGCUUAACUAGCCUACAUGUACUGGAUUUAAGAGAAAAUAGGUUGGAUUCUAGACUACCUGUAAUGCCAAAAGGGUUAGUUACAGCUCUCUUAAGCAAGAACUCAUUCUCUGGUGAGAUUCCCCAGCAGUUUGGGGAAUUGGGCCAGCUUCAACACCUUGAUUUAUCUUUCAAUAAUCUGAGUGGAACACCCCCCUCUGCCCUGUUCUCCUUGACAAAUCUCAGUUAUUUGCAUUUAGCAUCUAAUAUGCUGAGUGGAUCACUUCCAAAUCAUCUAAAUUGUGGCAGCAAACUUGGUUUUGUUGAUAUUUCAAAUAACAAGUUAGUAGGUGGACUUCCUCCUUGUUUGGACAGUGAUUCAGACAAGACGGUUGUUAAAUUUGGUGGAAACUGCUUAUCAGUUGAUGACCAACAUCAGCAUCAAGAGUCUUAUUGUAAAGAAGCCUGUACAAGGAAACAAUCCAUGGGAAGAGAGAUAGGAUUCUUGAUUGCUAUCAUUUGUGGAGUAGUACUUACUGUGGUGCUUGCAGUAGUUGGGGCUCUCAUUUUCUGUAGAAGAUACCGCAAAACAGUGAAAUUCGAACAGUAUACAAGGCCAAAGGCUGUGCAGGAUAAUUCACCAGCCGGGGUUUCCUCUGAGGUCCUUGCAAACGCCAGGUUAAUUUCUCAAGUGAAGCUUGGGACUCAAGGUUCCCCUGUAUAUAGAUCAUUUUCCUUGGAAGAGUUAAAGGAAGCCACAAGUAACUUCCAUUCAUCAUCAUUUUUGGGUGAAGGCUCUAGAGGAAAGCUUUAUAAAGGAAGAUUGGAGAAUGGAACCUAUGUUGCCAUUCGGUCUCUGGCUUUUUUGAAGAAAUAUUCAAUUCAAAACCUUAAAAUUAGGCUGGAUUUUCUUUCAAAGCUUCACCAUCCACAUUUAGUAGGCCUGUUGGGUUACUGCAUUGAGGGUGGUGGACAAGAUAAUUCCAAUGCCAGCAAAGUUUUUCUUGUUUAUGAAUAUGUACCUUAUGGGAACUAUCGUACCCAUCUAUCAGAAAAUUGUCCAGAAAAGGUUCUUAAUUGGUCGGAUAGAUUGUCAGUUCUGAUUGGUGUUGCCAAGGCUGUGCAUUUUCUACAUACUGGUGUUAUUCCUGGUUCUUUUAACAAUCAAUUAAGAACAAAUAAUAUAUUGCUUGAUGAGCAUCGGAUAGCCAAGCUGAGUGACUAUGGGAUGACUAUCAUCAUGGAAGAAAAUGAAAGACUUGAGGCAAAGGGUGAUGGCUCAAAAUCAUGCCAAACGACCAAAGUAAAGGAUGAUGUUUACAACUUUGGAUUUAUAUUGCUUGAAUCACUUGUUGGCCCUAUUGUAAGUGGAAAAGGAGAAGCAUUUCUGCUGAAGGAAAUGGCAUCCUUUGGCAGCCAGGAUGGUCGAAAACGAAUAGUGGAUCCAGCUGUGUUAACCACAUGCUCCCAAGAGUCAUUAUCUAUUGUGGUAUCAAUCACAAACAAAUGCAUAUCCCCUGAACCAUCAGACCGUCCUUCUUUUGAAGAUGUCCUUUGGAACUUACAAUAUGCAGCUCAAGUCCAGGCAUCAGCUGAUACCGAACAGAAAUCAGAUUCUACAUCAUAGUCUUGAUAAGACUCCUAACAAUUUUAGGCCUGUAUUUUGUUUGCUUCUCCCCAUCUUAUGUACAGUUUGUAAAUGUCAGCUUUGAUUGUUUGACAUUUUAUACGCCUAAAUAUUUUUUCAGAUAGAUUUUGUAUUGAUGCUUCAUCC